Torulaspora delbrueckii is the source of this 2022-nucleotide messenger RNA. RefSeq names its product tRNA (cytosine-C5-)-methyltransferase (gene NCL1). Lineage: Eukaryota; Fungi; Ascomycota; Saccharomycetes; Saccharomycetales; Saccharomycetaceae. The record is from RefSeq and is a predicted model, not a curated record. Gene Ontology annotation, molecular function: tRNA (cytidine-N5)-methyltransferase activity; tRNA binding. Gene Ontology annotation, biological process: tRNA methylation. Bases 1 to 2022 code for a protein of 673 amino acids. The transcript has a single exon. Gene Ontology annotation, cellular component: cytoplasm; nucleus.
AUGGGUAGAAGAAAUUUCAAGAAAGGUAAAAAAACUUUCGGUGCUCGUGAUGAUUCUAGAGCUCAAAAGCAUUGGUCAGAACUCGUUAGAGAAAAUGAGAAAUGGGAAAAAUACUAUAAAGACCUCGCAUUAUUCCCACAGGAUCAAUGGGAUCAAUUUAAAACCGUUUGCCAAAGUCCAUUGCCCUUGACUUUCAGAGUUACAGGCUCCAGAAAACAUGCGCAGGAAGUCUUGCAAAUGUUUAAGGAAAGACAUUUACCAAACUUGACGAAUGUCGAAUUUGAAGGUGAAACUUUGAAAGCUCCAUUGGAGUUGCCAUGGUAUCCAGAUCACCUGGCUUGGCAAUUGGAUGUUCCGAAGACUGUUAUUCGUAAAAAUGAGCAAUUCGCCAAGACUCAAAGAUUCCUGGUUGUCGAAAACGCCGUGGGCAAUAUCUCUAGACAAGAAGCAGUCUCUAUGAUCCCUCCAAUUGUGCUAGAAGUCGAGCCUCAUCAUACAGUGCUAGAUAUGUGUGCUGCCCCAGGUUCAAAGACCGCUCAAAUGAUUGAAGCUCUACAUAAAGAUACCGAUGAGCCAACAGGGUUUGUUGUUGCCAAUGACGCAGACUCAAAGAGAUCUCAUAUGUUGGUUCAUCAAUUGAAGAGGUUAAACAGUGCGAAUUUGAUGGUGGUCAAUCACGAUGCCCAAUUUUUCCCAAGAAUCAAAAGUUCAGCAGCAGACGAUAGCAGCAAGGCAAACGUCCUCAAAUUUGAUAGAGUUCUUUGUGAUGUUCCAUGUUCAGGUGACGGUACGAUGAGAAAGAACGUUAACGUGUGGAGAGAUUGGACCCCACAAGGUGGGUUAGGUCUGCACACCGUGCAAUUCAACAUCUUGAACAGAGGUUUGCAUCUAUUGAAAAAUAAGGGUAGACUGGUCUACUCUACUUGUUCGAUGAAUCCAAUUGAAAAUGAAGCUGUUGUCGCAGAAGCAUUGAGAAAAUGGGGUGAUAAGAUCAGAUUGGUCAGUUGUGAGGAUAAGUUGCCAGGUCUUGUGAGAUCCAAGGGUGUAUCUCAAUGGCCAGUGAUCGACAGGAAUAUGACUCCAAGAGAAAAGGGUGAUGAAGGCACACAUGAUAGUUGGUUCCCACCUACUGAAGAGGAAGCUGCCAAGUUCAAUUUGGAAAACUGUAUCAGAGUUUACCCACACCAACAAAACACUGGUGGUUUCUUCAUCACUGUCUUUGAAAAAAUUGCUGAAGAUUCCGAUUCGACAAAGAGACUAGGCUCUGAGACUCCAGCUGCUCAAGAACCAGAACAAAAGAAGAUCAAGACCACCGAGACCGCCGCUCCAGUCGAGAAGAAAGAAAAAUUGCCUCGUGAUGCCAAUGAAGAACCGUUCGUUUUUAUUGACCCGUACCACGAAGCUCUAAAGACUUGUUGGAGUUUCUACGGGAUUGACGAGAAAUUUGAUAAGAAAUCUUGUCUAGUGCGUAAUGCCACUGGUGAACCAUCAAGAGUCGUUUACACAGUUUGUUCAGCUUUGAAAGACAUUAUUCAAGCUAAUGAAGACAGAUUGAAAAUCAUCUAUUCCGGUGUUAAACUAUUCGUCUCUCAAAGAAGCGAUAUCGAGUGUUCUUGGAGAAUUCAGAGCGAAGCUCUACCAAUUAUGAAGCACCACAUGACCUCCAAUAGGAUUGUCAAGACCAAUUUAGAGCUACUCAAAAUCCUCUUGGUUGAAUCUUUCCCAAAAUUUGAUGAUAUGAAGGCCCAAGGUGUCGAUGAUCAUUUUGUUGAAAAGAUGAAUGAAUUGAGUUCCGGUUGCGCGUUUAUUGAAGUCGAGAGAGAAGGCGACGAUAAGGAAAGUUUGUUCUUGCCCGUGUGGAAAGGUAACAGAUGCGUUAAUCUGAUGGUUUGCAAAGAGGAUACACACGAGUUGCUUUACAGAAUCUUUAACAUAGAAACUUCGGCCAAGGAUAAUUCAAAGGAUAAUACCCAAAAGAAGGAAGAGACUCCAUCUACUGAAGCAAACGACGAAAAGCAAUAG